This is a messenger RNA of Archocentrus centrarchus (flier cichlid), 3927 nucleotides long. It is a transcript of the gene inpp5d, whose product is annotated as inositol polyphosphate-5-phosphatase D. Bases 169 to 3429 code for a protein of 1086 amino acids. The record is from RefSeq and is a predicted model, not a curated record. Gene Ontology annotation, molecular function: phosphatase activity. Gene Ontology annotation, biological process: regulation of immune response; negative regulation of bone resorption; phosphatidylinositol dephosphorylation. The transcript has 27 exons. Gene Ontology annotation, cellular component: cytosol. NCBI's taxonomy places the organism in Eukaryota, Metazoa, Chordata, Actinopteri, Cichliformes, Cichlidae.
CUUGCGGAGGCAGAGGAUGAACAAGUGAAAGAAAGAGCUCAAAAGUAUGCACCGUGAGAAGAUGAAAAUAGCCAAAAGGAAAAUUUGAGUCUACUUUGGUUUGCCAGGAUCAUUUUUUUGAGCUCAGAUGCAAAGCUCCUGAGUUUGGGCUCUUGGGUGACGAACAGGAUGCCAAGUUAUCAACCUUGGUACCAUGGCAAUAUAACUCGAUCCAAGGCUGAGGAUCUACUUUCUAAAGCAGCAAGAGAUGGAAGCUUCCUCAUCCGGGACAGUGAGUCCAUACAGGGAGCGUAUGCCCUCUGCGUUUUAUACCAGAACUGUGUGUACACAUACAGAAUCCUGCCAAAUGAAGACAAGAAACUCUCUGUCCAGGCAUCUGAAGGAGUGCCUAUUAGGUUCUUCGCUAUGCUACCUGAGCUGGUGGAGGCAUAUUACAGCCCCAACAUGGGUCUGGUGACACAUCUGCAGUACUCUGUGCAGAGGGAGGAGGAGGUCGACGAGGAACCAGAACCAAACAGUCUUCCCCCGCAGCUCCCACCCAGAAACAUCCCACUCGAUGUGAAGGACGGCGAUACCAAGACUUCUGAGCAAGCCUCCAAAUCCAUAACAGACACAUACCUGGCGAGACUGCAGCACAUGGACUUAUCCGUCUUACCGGAAGAGCAUCAAAUAGCCAUCCAAGAAUACUUCAGGACUUCAAUCUGCUUGGAUGCUGAACAAGCACAAAACGGUAACCCUAACCUGCCGGGCCUCAAGAAGCUUAUCAUGGCAGUGUGCAAGAACCUGAACAGUGAAAUUUCCCGCAUCGUACCAACUCUGGAGGUCUUUCACAAAACGCUGGACCAACAGCUCUCUCCGGGGAUUGGACCCAAACAAAGUUCUUCUGAAUCAGGUCAAGCUGUGUCCCAUAGGCUUGAGCAACUAACAAAACUGCUCUAUUCAAUAGAAGAUAAGGUUAAAGGUUCUGUGUUUGAGUCCGUUGGAUAUGAUGGAGCUCCAAGGAACUCUCUCAUACCAAUCGUCAUGUUUGAGGUCAAGCAAGAAUCUCUCGGUAUUUCCACAAAGAUGUUCCUGAAAGUGGAUAUUGAAAGUGGGAAGCUGUACUUUAAGAAGUCAAAAGAUGGACCUGAAGACAAAUACUUUGUGCACAAUAAGAUCCUGCAGUUGGUGAAAUCCCAGAAAAUGCACGCCAAGCUUGUCAUCGUGGUGGAGACGGAGAAAGAGAAGAUUUUGCGUAAGGAGUUUGUGUUUGAUGACACAAAGAAAAGAGAAGGUUUCUGUCAGCUGCUCCAACAAAUGAAGAACAAACACUCAGAAAAGCCUGAACCAGACAUGAUCACGGUGUUUGUCGGCACCUGGAACAUGGGAAAUGCCAGUCCUCCUCCCAACAUCAGCUCCUGGUUUCAAUGUAAGGGCCAAGGGAAGACACAGGACGACACCGCGGAUCAUAUUCCACAUGAUUUUUAUGUCAUCGGCACUCAGGAGGAUCCUUUGGGUGAGCGAGAAUGGGCAGAGACAGUGAAAGGUGUCCUGAGGAACAUCACAAACAUUAGCUUUAAACAGGUGGCGAUUCACACACUGUGGAACAUUCGGAUCGUGGUCCUGGCCAAGCCUGAGCACGAAAACAGGAUCUCUCAUGUUUUUUCAGACAGUGUGAAGACGGGGAUCGCCAACACUUUGGGAAACAAGGGAGCAGUGGGAGUGUCCUUCAUGUUCAAUGGGACGUCUUUUGGCUUUGUCAACAGUCAUCUGACCUCUGGAAGUGAGAAGAAGCUCAGACGUAAUCAGAACUACUUCAGCAUCCUGAGAUUUCUUAAUCUGGGAGAUAAGAAGCUUAAUCCGUUUGACAUCACGCAUCGCUUUACGCACCUCUUCUGGCUUGGAGAUCUGAACUACCGCGUUGAAUUGCCAUCUUCUGAAGCUGAGAACAUUGUGUCAAAGAUCAAACAGCAGCAGUACCAGGAACUCCUCAGCAAAGACCAGCUCAGCAUGGAGAGGAAUGAGGGGAAGGUCUUCUUGCAUUUUGAUGAAGAGGAAAUCACAUUUGCGCCCACAUAUCGAUUCGAAAGAGACUCACGAGAGAGGUACGCCUACACGAAGGCCAAAGCAACAGGGACCAAAUAUAAUUUGCCCUCAUGGUGUGACCGCGUCCUGCGGAAGUCUUACCCUCUGGUUCACGUUGUCUGCCAAGCGUACGGCUGCACUAAUAACAUCACCACAAGUGACCACUCCCCGGUUUUUGCUUCAUUUGAAGUCGGAGUCGCCUCGCAGUUUGUUUCCAAGCAAGAUCCCAGCAGUGCAUCUCCUGGGGGCAUUCAGAUCAUGAACUGUGUGGCCAUCUUGCUGACCAAGUCGAAGACCAAGUUCUUCAUCGAAUUCCAUUCCAGUUGCUUGGAGAAAACGGUGAAGACUACAGAGGGAGAUAACAUGGAGCACUCUGAUGGGUCCAUAAAAGUUUGGUUUGGUAACCAAGUUGAGCUGACCCCGAUCAUCUCUGACCCCGAGUACCUUUUGGACCAGCACAUCCUGAUGUGUGUGAAGUCGACAGACUGCGACGAGUCGUACGGAGAGGGCUGUGUAGCUCUGCGAGCCGCUGAGAUCAGCUACACCGAGUUUCAGAUCACACUGACUCACCACGGCGAGAAGACGGGCACGCUGACAGGUGGCAUUCAGCUACGCACCUCCGAGGGCAAGCCCACUGAGAAGCUAUACGAUUUCAUCAAAAUUGAGAGGGAUGAUGCUGUCAUCUCAAAAGGCAAAUGUGGAGACCUCAAUAAGUUUUCUGUCACCCAGUCACAUGACAUUUCUAACCCCGCUUACAUGGGAAUGUCAUUCAGGAGCGGGAACGUGAUAGAUAAGGGCUGGAGUUACAGCAUGCCGCCACGAAAUGUUGCCCCUUGUGGACAAGCGGGGAAAGAGCCAAAGAAGGGUGGUUACGAUGUGGGUACACGCAGUCCCACGGGAAAGCCUUCUUCCAUGGGUGAGAACGGAAAGACGUCGGAGAUGUUCGAUAACCCCCUGUAUGGUUCAGUAACCAAAUCGCACGGCCGUUGCAAAGAUCAAGACCAUCAACAGAAGGACCAUCUCACACCCCCGGAUGUCCUGUUUCCACCCUCCAAAGCAGUAGACGGAGAUACCGAACGCCCCCCGGUUCCCACUCCACGUAACCGCUCCUUCACCUGCUCUGAGAACAAACCUCAGCCUCAGCCUCCGGCCGCCAGUCUGCAUCCGACGGCAUUCAAGAAACCUGUGGUGCCCUCACGGUCCGAGGGCGGGAUGGCUCAAAACCGGCCUCCUUUGCCUGUUAAGUCCCGGCCGGGCGUGCCAGAGCCCCAGAACCCCAAACCCAGAGACACCUCUGAUCUCUCCGGCAAACUCAGGCCGCCGACAAGACCUGACGCGUCCAAGACGGGUCGUUCUGUGAAGUGAGAUGAGGCUGCAGUGACGGUCAGCACAGAGGUCCAUCUUCCUGGCUGCAUUUGUGGAAACAUUACAUACCCCACUGCCCCUCCUUUAGAUAACCUGACAGGACAGCCUCACAUCUGUCCUGUCAUAGAGCAGUCAGUUGGUUUAGCUUAGCAUCUGUCCAAAGGUAUAAAACCUUUGCCUGUCAUCCUCAAAAACCCACUUUUCUUUACUUAGACCACUGCAGGCUAGCAGUUUCCCUUCAUUUCCAGUCUUUAUGUUAAGCUAAGCUAACUGGCUUGCAGCAGCACCUUCUUAUUAAAGUCUUACAGAGAAAUUAACUCAGCUUUUACAUUUAUGCAAACAUUGAAGACUUUCAUCGUGUUUCAGUUUUCUGCUGGAACAUCGGUUUGAAACUGAACUCUGCUUCUAAAAUAACUGUUACAUUGUAUCUGGAGUUUACACUAUACAGUAGCUGAUGAAUGUUGACCGCACAGUGUUAUCUAAUAUGUACAAAAGAUG